Molecule: messenger RNA, 4248 nt
Organism: Bicyclus anynana (squinting bush brown)
Lineage: Eukaryota; Metazoa; Arthropoda; Insecta; Lepidoptera; Nymphalidae
Product: restin homolog
Exons: 7
Coding region: 135-4142 (1335 amino acids)
Cellular component (GO): extrinsic component of mitochondrial inner membrane
Source: RefSeq, a predicted model, not a curated record
GUGACACACAAUUCGAUCAGAUGAACUCAGAAGUUACAAUUGGAUAGUCGAUUGUGGUAUCUAAAUUUGCCCGUACUUUUAAACAAUAUUAAUCGCGAGUUUCUUAAAGUAAAGUGUAUAAAGUGCAAUAUAAAAUGAAUAACAAGAAAAAUAAAAGUAAAAAUCGCAGUAAUCCUGUUAAAUCGACACAGGAAACAGUACCUAUGAUAGAAAAGUUAAGUGAAAUUGAAACUGUUAAAUCAGACAACUUAAACUCAGAUGAAGUUCGAGUGCCAGACAUAGAAGUUGCGCCAACUACUAUGGCAGAAAAUGACCCAUCUGCAAAUAUUACUCCUAAAAAACCCAAACGAAGCAAAGGUAAGAAGAAAAAAGAAGUUCUUCUGGAAGAUGUCAAAAACACAGAAGAAAAAGAUGAAAACACAUCAGAUGUUAAGGAAAUAUUAGACAGUAUUGAAAUUACGAAAGAAAAUUUAGAAGAAAGCACUCAAAUAAUACCAUGUGCAAGAAAAAAGAAAAAAAAGGCAAAAAAACUAGAUGAAAAAUUAGAAUGUGACAAUAUCGUAAAACUUAACACAGCAGAAACCGAUACUGAAGAUAAAUCUUUGAAACUGAAAAAUGAUGAAAGCGUUCCACUUGAUAUCGAAAAUUUAUCUGAAAAUGUUGAUGCUAAGCAUAAAGAUGAUACACCCAAGAAAAAGAAAAAAAAGAAAAAUCGACAUGAGUCAGAGAAAUCAGACAAGUACGAUCUGGGUACAUCUUUUCAAAAAUUAAUUGAACUGCCAAGUGAAGUCGAUAAAGGUAUUGAUAGCGCAUGCACUCAUGGAACAAAAGAUAUUGCAAUGAAAAAUGUAAUUGAGUUAACAAAUACGCCAGGCGAUAAAAAAGAUCAAGUUUGUGUGGAUGUAAUACCUUUAGAUUCGUCGAUUAAAUAUAAAAACCAAGAAAAAGAUCCGCCUGAAAAACAUGCAUCUGUAGAAACAACAGAAUCAAUAAUUUUAAACGAUGAAAAUUUACCGUUGGAAAGUUUAGAAGGUGAAAUAGUUACAAAAGAUAACAUCUCUAAACCUAAAGCUAAAAUUAUUAAACCUGUACAAAAGAAAAGUCAGCAGAAGUCAAAAAGUGAAGCUCAAAAGCCGUUAGUGGAUUUUGACACAACUUCCGAAGAAAACGUUAAUAACGAAAUAUUAAAACCAAUCUCACCUAUUCUAGAAAUAUCGAAUAAAGAAGGAGAAAUUAUAGAAUCUAAAGAUCCAGAUACAUUGUGUAACAGUGACGAAGCUUUAGAGUUCGUUGAAGUAAAGACGACAAAAAGUAAGAAAAAACGUAUCAAAAAUGCAAUAAGUCCUGUUCCAUCCAAGCCAAUUGAUAUUACACAAGAUUCAGGUGAAAAUACUCAAAAUAUAGAUAUUGAAGACAAAAAUACAAUUAUAUCUGAACAAGUGAAUCCACAUAAAUAUAUAACUCCAGAUUUGAUUGAAUAUCCACGGUCUACGAGCCAAUUAUGUGUUGACAGCAAUAAUAAUACUUUGAUUCAAGAGAUAACUCAAACGGAAGAAGUUAAAUUAGAAGUACCUCACGAUAUACCAACACCUAUCAUUCAAGGGUCAGGGGAAUCACCAGAUAUAAAUACAAAUAAUAAUCCUGUUAUAGAUGUAACAGAAAUUAUUUCUCAACCAUGUAGUGACAGAGUUGACCUUAUAUCAGCAGAAGUAAGGAAUUUAUCAGAAAAGACUGAUAUUAAAUCUAAAAUGAUUGAAGUUAAUCGUGAUAUGGAGGAAUUAAGGCGGUCUAUCGAAAGAUCAUUAGGUAACCUAUCUUCUAUUGAAAAAAGUGAUACUGAAGUAGAAAAAGAAUUUGAACAAUUAUUUCUAAGUCAAUCCGUGGAAGAAGUGAUAACGGACAAGGUAAAUGAUGCCAAACAAAUAAAAGAAACGGAAACAAAUGUCAUUAAAGAUGUUGAAAAUAUUAAAGAAACUGAGAAAAGUGAUCUGAAUGUUGCAUCUAAGACAAUAGAAUCAACAAAAUCCGAGGAAAAUAUAAAACAUAAAAACAGUGGUAUAUCUUGUGGAGUGGAAUCUUUAAAAGUAGCUUCAGUAACUGACGAUAAACCAACAGAAAAUACCGUUGCUGAAGUACUAAACGUUCCACCGACCUGUCCAGCUAGAAGAGACAAAAACAAAACUAAAUCAAAAAAGAAGGGUAGAGAAGAAGUUGCAACAGUUAAAUCUAACACCCCCAACACUUCUGAAACUCAAACGCCAAAUGUUGAAAAAGUCAGUAACCAAACUUCAGAAAAAUCCAAGUCAAAAUCAAAAACAACUAAAGAAAAAGGGAAACAACAAGCAUUAAGUAAUGAAAAUGAUUCAACAAAUUUAGAUGUAUCUUUUGAACCUAUUGAAAAUUUCGAAGACGCUUUAACUUCAAGUGUAGAUGACGUCAACAAAACUUUUGAAAUAAUAGCCAAAGAUGCUACCCAAUCCGUUGAUUCAACAGAAUACCAUAACAAUCCAAAAAUAAACAUAAUUUCACCAGUCGAAGACACUGAAGAAGAAAAUAAACAAGAUAGCAGGCAAAAUCCUAUUACACGUCCAAAAAACUUAUUAGGCCACCCAAAUAUUCCUGCAUCAUCGAAUAAAAAUGAAAUUAAAAAUGAAAAAUUUACCCCACCAAAUUUAAUACAAGCCAAGGUAAAGAUCAAAGAUUCGGUUGAAAUUGAAAAACCUACAAAUAAUAAAUUGCAAACUGAAAGCAAAACAGGAUUAAUAAAAGAAUCUAACACAGCUCAUACUACUUGCCUCAUGAAAACAAAUGAAGAUUUAAUCUAUAAAUAUAGUUUUCGUAAAGUGUUUCUUCAGAAUACGUGCAAUGUAUGUCAGAAAAAUCUAGACCACAGAUUUCCUUGUAAAUUCUGUUCAUUAGUGUUUUACUGCAGCCAAAAACAUAAGGAUGAAGACUGGUCAAACCACCAGUCACUAUGCUUUGCGGUGUCUACUAUAGCACAUUUGAAAGAACAAAAACAUAUUUACGCGGACGCCAAUAACAUAUCGAAUCAUAAUUAUCGCAUAUUGAGAAUGCAGACCAUAUUAUCAUGUGAGAAGAUUUUAAAUAGAAAGCUGGUACCAUGGGAGCAGGAGACACUUCUAUAUCCCAGAAUAUGUUCUGAUGCGAAUUGCAGACAAUGGAAACAAGAACAAUUAAAGGACUGUUCUGGAUGUGGUCAGAUAUCAUUCUGCAUUGAUAAUCCUGAGCAUCUGCCGUCGUCACAUCAGCGUUGGUGUAAAUCGUAUGCUCUGUAUCAAAAGCUUGUGAAAUAUCAGCUGACGAAAGGACGGUUGGAACCUCCACUUCCGACGAAGGUCUUGCAUCACUACAAAAUUCCAGAGAAGAUAAAUGACGUUUUAGGAUCACUGUAUGAAGAGAAAAUUGAUAUCGACGACAUUCAGUAUGCAGCUCUUACGCAGAUCACAACAGCUCCAUUGACCGCAGCUUAUAGCCAUCAACUUUAUUUUAGCAAAAUAAACGCUAUAUGCGUUAAUGGGACAAAAAAGAAUUCCAUUUUCACCAUCCACAUGAUCGGCGCUGAGAUUCCAUUCGAAGCAGAUUCCCUCAACAAAUGGGAGAAAUUCUUCUUGCAUCUGAGGUCUGAUGUGCAAGAUUUGAGGGUGGUGAUGAUUGGUCCGGAUAUUAACUCAUCUAAGUUGCCACUAGAUUUGCUUGCAAAAAUUAAGGUUUGUGAAAACUGUGAAACGAACAAUCGACGUGUGUUAUUUGAUUUUCAUGAAAAUGAAAAUUACAACGAAUAUUAUUUAAGCAACGGUUUUGUUACACCUGACAUAGUAUGUGCUUUCAACCCAAAUAUACAUAGAUCAUCUUUACAAGAUCCAGAAAUAAUAUGGCCCUCUACAAUAAGCUGCAUUUUAAAACAACGAGUACCAUUUGUCGUCACUUCCUAUUCCAUAGAAGAAUUAAGGAGGGAUCUAGGAAAAAUAAGAGAGUGCGCAAACUUCGAUUUUAACAUAGUAACUGAAAUUAAACAUAAUCCUUUUGGUAGUGUAAGACCUGACAGGAAUUUUAUCACAGACCAUGAAAUUCCGUUUCUUUUUAAAAAUUAUUGCUUUUGUAUCCUGUGUGGUACCCUUUAACCUGUGUGGUGCCUACUUUAAAUUUAGAUUACGAUUUGUAGUUUUGUACCUCUUAAAUCCAAGUGAAACAAAAAAAACUUUUCACAAUAAAUGUAUCUUUAAAUAA